AUGAAUUUUUCAAAUCUUGAGAUUGAUAAACUUUAUAAAGUCCCUUUAAAUUUUGAAAUGGAUUUUAGAGAUAGCCAUUCAAAAAUGAGGAACAUUGAUUCAUCUAGAGCAUCAUUUAGUAAGAAAGAGAAAAGAAAUAGAAAGUUUUUCCUUAAACGCUCAGUUUUUUUUGUUUCAAUUUGUAAAUAAACUGGAAAUAUAGAAUUGUAUUUGGGAUCUGACUUCUUGCACAUUGAAAUCAUGCAAGGAGGUCACUUCCCUUUAAAUUAAUAUAGUAUUAAAGAUAUAAAAUCGGAAACUUUUGUGAAUGAUGUUGAUUUUAAGGAGUAAAAUGUUGGAAGCAGUUUAAAUUUAGCUUCCACACAGAUAAGAAAGUAAAUUAAAUAGAUGCAAAAGAUCUAACAUACCAAAAACCCUUUUUCUUGCUCAAUUUCGAAUUAACAAAGAUUAAAAGAGAAUUUAAAAGAAAAUUUUACUAACAUUUUUGAUUCAUUAGACUGGAAUAUAAGAGAAAAGACUAAUAAGAAUUCGGCUAUUGAAACAGCAAAAUCAAUAUUAAAAGCCCAGCAUAAUGAUAUUAUGAAAAUUUUAUAUUAGAAAUGA
Molecule: messenger RNA, 603 nt
Organism: Paramecium pentaurelia
Lineage: Eukaryota; Ciliophora; Oligohymenophorea; Peniculida; Parameciidae
Source: the annotation of a GenBank genome assembly